This is a messenger RNA of Emys orbicularis (European pond turtle), 1074 nucleotides long. RefSeq names its product polycomb group ring finger 3 (gene PCGF3). The transcript has 12 exons. The record is from RefSeq and is a predicted model, not a curated record. The coding region runs from base 311 to 1039 and encodes 242 amino acids. Gene Ontology annotation, biological process: regulation of transcription by RNA polymerase II. Gene Ontology annotation, cellular component: PRC1 complex. Lineage: Eukaryota; Metazoa; Chordata; Testudines; Emydidae.
AGCGGAGCCCCCCCGCGGGCGGACACGGCGCCCCGCCGCCCGGCCCCCGCGCCGCCAGUCCCGUCUCAUUCGCUACACACGUUUCAACAAAUGAGACAGAAGUUCAACAGACAACAGCCUGCUUCCCUACACAACCCUGAUUUAUUCCCUGAGCACCAUCCAUCCUGUCCACUGAAUGAAGCAGGGGUCCUGUGGAAAAAAUAAUGAGGAGACCCAGGGCUUAAAUUGGAUGGAAACUCAAAUACUGGAGAAACUGGGGUCUCUGGAUGGCAGACUCUGAAAAGAAAUGCAGUUUUAAGAGACACCAAAGAUGCUGACUAGAAAGAUUAAACUCUGGGAUAUUAAUGCCCAUAUAACCUGUCGUCUCUGCAAUGGAUACCUUAUUGAUGCUACCACUGUAACAGAAUGCUUACAUACCUUCUGUAGAAGUUGCCUGGUGAAGUAUUUGGAGGAAAAUAACACCUGUCCAACAUGUAGAAUUGUUAUACAUCAGAGCCAUCCGCUACAGUAUAUCGGUCAUGACAGAACAAUGCAAGAUAUUGUUUACAAACUUGUGCCAGGCCUUCAAGAAGCGGAAAUGAGAAAGCAGAGAGAAUUCUAUCAUAAACUAGGCAUGGAAGUACCAGGGGACAUCAAAGGGGAGACAUGCUCUGCUAAGCAACAUUUAGAUUCGCAUCGGAAUGGUGAAACUAAAGCUGAUGAGAGUUCAAACAAAGAAACAUCAGAAGAAAAACAGGAAGAAGAUAAUGACUAUCACAGAAGUGAUGAACAGGUAAGCAUCUGCUUGGAAUGCAAUAGCAGCAAAUUGCGUGGAUUGAAACGAAAAUGGAUCCGCUGCUCAGCACAAGCAACAGUCUUACAUCUAAAGAAGUUCAUUGCCAAAAAACUUAACCUGUCUUCUUUUAAUGAGCUGGAUAUAUUAUGCAAUGAAGAAAUUCUUGGCAAGGACCAUACGCUCAAAUUUGUAGUUGUCACUAGAUGGAGAUUUAAGAAAGCACCUCUCCUGCUACAUUACAGACCCAAAAUGGACUUGCUGUAAGAGACCUUUAUUGUCCUUCUGGACAGCGUUUUUUG